Molecule: messenger RNA, 1390 nt
Organism: Ceratotherium simum simum (southern white rhinoceros)
Lineage: Eukaryota; Metazoa; Chordata; Mammalia; Perissodactyla; Rhinocerotidae
Source: RefSeq, a predicted model, not a curated record
CUCCACUAAAAGUUUAAUUUCUUGAGGGUAAGAACUUUCUUUUAUUCCAGCACUGAGGACAGCCCCUGAAUGUAGCCGCUGCACAGUCAACAUAGGUGACCAGGAUGAACAGAUGAGCAGAGUGGGGAACCGCUAGCUUCAUGAGUUGACUGUUAGCCCUUAGGUUUCCAGCUCCACCAUUAUCUAGCUAUGUGGCCUUGAGCAAAUUAGCCUCUUUGAACCUUGGCUUCUUCAUUAAAAAAGAGAGAAUAAUCCUCUUACCUCACAGGGAGGUGGUGACAACAUAUGCCCUUGCCUGGCACCUACUAGGCUUCUCCACUGGUGGGAGUUUCCUCCUCACCCUCCACCCCUGCCACACACAUAUUCCCUGGAGACCCAGCCCUGCUGCUGUAACACAUUUCAGUGAUGUCACAGGUCCCCUCCCUGGGAGCUCCAGCGCAAGCAUCCUGAUGCGCAGCCUGAGGGCUGGCUGAACUGAGAGGGGCAGGACACAGGCAGUGCCGGGUACCAGUCUUGCUCCAUCUGUCUUUGAGGCCUCACACCCCCAGCAUGAGUCCAUCGGCAAAGAAGAGGCCCAAGAAUAGAGUGAUUUCCAAGAUGCAAGAUAAGGAACCACAGGACAAGAUUCAGCAGCCUGUCAGCAAAGUACUUGAGCGGAACCGACUUAAAAUGGUGUUAAAAAACUUGUCGCUCUUGAGGCUUCUCAAGAGCUCGAACCCCCGGAUCCAAGAACUGUAUAGCCUGGCCAAAAGGUGUUGGAAUUCACUGCUCAGAGUUCCGAAGAUCCUCAGGAUCUCCUCUGGGAACAACGAUGGCUGCGAUAAAGUGGAACAAAACAAUGAAGAGCUCCAGGAGGCUGGGUGCUCCAAGAAGAAACUGGAGUCCAAGAAAUUAGAGUCCAUAGAGGAGGAGGAGGAAGCUGCGUCUCCUAAGGAGACACAGCCCAUGGAGGAGGUGGGGCAGAAGAACAAGGCCCAGCAGUCACCUGCAGCAGUGCCACAGAAAGAAGAGCAGGUGGAGCCUGAGGUCCCAACGACAUCAAGGAGUCAUGGCCUGACCCCUUGCCCUGGAGCCCAGAGGAAGCAGCCACCCACUGGGGGCUCCCGAGUCGUCUUCCUCAAGACCUACCUGCACAGAACUCCCAUGGAGGAUGGGAAGCAGCUGGAAGCAGCUGACCAGUGGGUCUGGUUUGAGGGGCUGCCCACACGAGUCCACCUCCCAGGGCCCCGAGUGAUGUGCAGAUCAUCCACCCUGCGCUGGGUCAAGCGCUGCUGCACCCGUUUCUGCUCUGCGUCACUUGAGCUGCCUAUGUGCCAUCCAUACAGGGUGUGACAACGCCACUGCCAGGCCAGGGUGGUGUGACCUUGGAUGGGAGCCAGAGGUGUGAGGA